AUGAGUCAACUUCCGCCCACGGGCCAAACCCCUAUCACUACCUUUUCGUCUUUUGAGGGCGCCCAACGUUUCGAACGUGACUUCUUCUCAACACUCCAGCCAUACACCAAUAUCUCCCACGCCAAUCAUCACAUCCAGCUUACCCGCACCAUUCUAUCUGCUGUUCUUGACACCAACGACAACCCUCACGUCAACAACACCGCCAUAUACUUAGGUACACACGCUGCAUUCUCUGAACUCGAUGCCAUAUCCGCUAUCACUGACCUCAACAACUCUCACAGGGCCAACACUGAUGCACAAUCCGACCUCGCCCGUAUUCGACGUGACCGCGCCAACUUAUCCACUAAUCUCGACACCAUCCGCAAUGCAUCUGCCAAACAUUCUGACUCCAUUGCUGCUCUCAACGCCGAUAUUGCACGCCUUCGUCACGAGCGCCAUACAAUCCUCACCGAAUGUAACACUGCUAAUACUGCCCGCGAUUUAGCUCGAGCUGACCACGACCAACACACCAUCGAACCCAACUCUCUAGCUAAUGACCUCGAUCACAUCCGCAACGAACGAGGCACGCUCAUCACUGAGCGCGAUCAGCUUGUCACCGAACUUGAUUGCAUUUGCUCCGAACGAGCUACCCUCAUCACUGAACGCACUCAGGCGCAAUCUAAUUACAAUGACAUCGUCCUCGAACGUGAUAACGUUCAUCGAGAUCUUACCCGCAUACAAGACAUCAAUACCAACACAACCACCGAACACACCACAUUGCAAAACGACCUCGCCCGUAUCCGUCAUGAACGUGACACAUACUUCGAGGAAUGUAAAAAUGCCCAAUUCAAACUCAUUCAAGCACAGGAACAAUCCACUACAUCCCCUGACACUCACCUUGAAGCUACCCACGCCGCACUCCGUAGAACUCCCGCCCUUGCUUAUUGCGCACUGACCGCAACGCACAACGUGCCAACCUCAUCCAACAACAACACGAACAUGCACGACUUCUACAGGAGGCCCUCACCGAAAACGAAGACCUCACCACUGCCGCCACACAGCUUCAUGACAAACUCGCCACCCUUUAAGCGGAAAUUGCUGCCUCUGAUCCCCAUAGCCUCCGUCAACAGCUACAAGUAG
Sphaeroforma arctica JP610 is the source of this 1119-nucleotide messenger RNA. RefSeq lists its product as hypothetical. The record is from RefSeq and is a predicted model, not a curated record. The transcript has a single exon. The coding region runs from base 1 to 1119 and encodes 372 amino acids. NCBI's taxonomy places the organism in Eukaryota, Ichthyosporea, Ichthyophonida.